Messenger RNA from Lactuca saligna, 1302 nucleotides. The record is from the annotation of a GenBank genome assembly. Lineage: Eukaryota; Viridiplantae; Streptophyta; Magnoliopsida; Asterales; Asteraceae.
AUGGGUAUGAAAAUUGACACCACCACAUCAUCUAAGGCCAGGGCCACAUGGUCUGCUCAUAUUCAAGUGAGGAUGUCCAGUAAAGGUGGAAGGUCGGACCCUACUUGGGGUCACAGUGAGGAAGUAAUGGUAAAGGCAGAGGGUCAAAAAAAGGCAUACAAAUAUCUAAAAUGUAAGUAUUGUAGCAAAAUCAUUAAGGGAGGGGUUCAGAGAGUGAAACAGCAUCUUGCUUGUACACACCAAGAUGUAGAGCCUUGUCCUAAUGUUCCAAAAAUAGUGAAAGAGGAAAUGCUUCAGUUUUUGAAAGCAUUUCAGGCUACUAAAUUAGCUUCUCGAACAACCUUUGAAGAAAACGUAGCAAGUAGGGCAUACUACAACAGAGGUGGAAGUGUUGAUCCAUCAUUUACAACUGGUAGCUCUAGGGGUGUUAGAGGACCAAUAGAUAGAUGGAUGGUGGGUGGACAAGAGGAUGAAAUAGAUGGUCCAGGACCUAUAAAAAUUACCCCAUCCAAUACUAAAGAGCAUCGAAACCAAGUUUGUUUGGAUAUUGGGAGGUUCUUUUAUGAGAAUGGAAUCCCGUUCAAUGUAUCCAAUAGUCCAUCAUUUACUAAUAUGGUACAUUCUAUUGGAAACUAUGGACACGGAUUGAAAACCCCUUCAAUGCAUGAAUUAAUUACUUGGAUCCUUCAAGAAGAAGUCAAAACAACAACAACAAUGGUGGAUGACAUUAAAGCAACUUGGAAGACAACAGGGGUGUCAUUGUUAUCAGAUGUUGUUGAAGAGAUCGGGGAAGAUAUUGUUGUUCAAGUGGUGACCGACAAUGCUAGUGCAUACAAAGCUGCUGGAGCAUUGUUAAUGGAGAAGAGAAAAAACUUGUAUUGGACCCCGUGUGCAGCUCACUGCAUCGAUUUGAUGCUUGAAAAAAUCGGUGAUUUGGCUCAACAUAAAAAUGCUUUGCUUAAAGCAAAAAAGAUUAGCAAUUUCAUCUACAACCAUCAGUGGGUGUUAAGUUUAUCCCGGAAGAUUCUAAAGAAAGAUCUACUUCGACCGGCCGCCACGAGAUUCGCCAUGGCUUUUCUGACUAUACAAAGCAUUUAUGAAUCGAAACAAAACUUACAACAAAUGUUUGUUUCAAACGAAUGGGGGGCAUCUUCUUGGGCUAAGAAACCCGAUGAAAUUUGGGACAUUAUCGAUAAGAAAUGGGAGUUGCAAAUGCAUCGUGAUUUGCACGCUGCUGCCUACUACUUAAAUCCACAAUAUCGUUGGAGUCCCAAUGUUUCCGAGCAUCCGGAGAUUAAGUGA